Messenger RNA from Agelaius phoeniceus (red-winged blackbird), 2208 nucleotides. The record is from RefSeq and is a predicted model, not a curated record. Lineage: Eukaryota; Metazoa; Chordata; Aves; Passeriformes; Icteridae.
UCAGUCCAGAAUUGAAAGGAGUAUAUUCAUGAUGAAGCAUCCUGGACUCCAAAAGCAGUCAGCAUAUAUCCCAGAAGUAAACACUGGCACUGCACCCAUGAACAUCAGGAUAUCUUUCAGUUUCAUUCAAGCUGGAGUCAGUGACUUCAUACUGAAAAAGGAUCUCAGGGAGGAUGAAAAUGAGGAUUGGGAAGAAGAAGAAAAGAUCUUCCUCAAGCCUGUUAUUGAGGACAGAAAUAUGGAACUGGCCCGAAAAUGCAGUGAAUUAAUAAGUGAUGUACACUAUAAAGAAGAGUUUAAAAAAUCUAAAGGGAAGUGCAUAUUUGUACCUGACACCCCGCAGCUAAAACAUGUGAAAAGCCUUGGUGCUUUUAUUUCUGAGGUGAAAUAUAAAGGAGCUGCUAAGAAAGACCUUUCCAACCCUCUCUAUCAGCAGAUGCCAGCCACAAUUGACAGUGUAUUUGCGAAAGAAUUAAUGCACCUUCAGAGCAAGGUUCUCUAUAAACAAAAACAUGAUGCUGAGAAAGGAUUUUCAGACUAUGCGCGUAUGAGGGAGCCUCCAGAUGUUAAACAUGCCAUGGAAGUCAGUAAACACCAGAGUGAUGUAUCUUAUAAGAAGGAUGUGCAAGACACUCAUAGGUACACUGAAGUGCUGAACAGACCAGACAUAAUGAAGGCAACUGAGAUAACAAAGAUAAUAAGUGAUGCAAAGUACAAGAAAGGAAGGGGAGAGCUGAAUAAGGAGUCUGCUGUGCUUGGAAGACCUGAUUUUGAACAUGCUAAAGGAGUUUCAAAACUUUUAAGCCAAGUAAAAUACAAAGAGAAGUUCAGUAAGGAAAUGAAGAGUCACCAUUACAAUCCUCUUGACAGUGCUUCCUUCAAGCAAGCACAGAUUGCAUCCUCCUUGGCAAGUGAUGUGAACUACAAGAAAGAUUUGGAAAGCCUACAUGAUCCAGCAUCUGAUCUACCAAACCUGCUGCAUUUAAACCAUGCUUUAAAUAUCAGCAAAACACAGAGUGAUGUCAAGUACAAAGAAAGUUAUGAAAAAUCUAAAGGCAGAUCAAUGCUGGAGUUUGUGGAUACACCAAUGUAUCAAGUUUCAAAGGAGGCUCAGAAGAUGCAAAGUGAGAAAACGUACCGCAGAGAUUUUGAAGAAGGGAUCAAGGGAAGACCUUCACUGGAUUUAGACAAGACCCCAGAGUUCCUGCAUAUAAAACAAGUCACUAAUCUUUUGAAAGAGAAAGAGUAUCGAAAAGAUUUGGAAGAAGGGAUGAAAGGGAAAGGAAUGACAGUGUUUGAAGAUACACCAGAUUUGAUUAGAGUGAAAAAUGCAGCUCAGAUACUAAAUGAGAGGCAAUACAAGAAAGACUUGGAAACUGAAAUUAAAGGGAAAGGCAUGGAUGUCGGUCCAGAUACACCUGAGAUAAGACGAGCCAAGAAAGCUUCUGAAAUUGCAAGCAUGAAAGAAUACAAGAAAGAUUUGGAGAAUGAAAUUAAAGGAAAGGGAAUGGAAGUGGGUACUGAUACCCUUGAUAUACAACGAGCCAAAAAAGCUUCUGAAAUUUUCAGCCAGAAAAUGUACAAAGAUGAAGCAGAGAAGAUGCUCUGCAACUAUUCUGCUGUCCCAGACACUCCUGAGAUGGAGAGGAUACGAAGUACUCAGAAAAACAUCAGUUCAGUGUUUUAUAAGAAGGAAGUAGGAGCUGGCACAGCUGUAAAAGAUACUCCAGAGAUUGAAAGAGUAAAGAAGAAUCAACAGAAUAUUAGUUCGAUUAAAUACAAGGAGGAAAUUCGGCGUGCAACAACAAUUUCUGAUCCACCUGAACUAAGGAGAGUUAAGGAAAACCAGAAGAAUAUCAGUAAUGUUCAAUACAAAGAACAGCUCUGCAAAGCUACACCCAUGAGUAUCACCCCUGAGAUGGAAAGAGUCAAGAGGAAUCAAGAGAAUGUCAGCAUGGGAAGUUGCUAUCCUUUAAUACUUUGUGUAAUUUUUGGGUGUGGAAGAUGAAUACGAAGUUCUGUAUUCUGAAAUGAUGCCUUCUCUUUAGUCUGGGGGAAAUGAAUGUAUUGUAAUGUGUUCAAAUUCAAGUAAUGGAAUUACUUGAAAAUCUUUUCUUAGGAAACAAUUGUGAGAAGGCUUUGCUUGGUUUGGGAAAUGGCAGGUGAACCAUCACAUAUUCUAUUAAAGAAAUGGCUGCAAUGCUUUGA